Molecule: messenger RNA, 1429 nt
Organism: Rattus norvegicus (Norway rat)
Lineage: Eukaryota; Metazoa; Chordata; Mammalia; Rodentia; Muridae
Gene: Nkap
Product: NFKB activating protein
Exons: 9
Coding region: 98-1345 (415 amino acids)
Cellular component (GO): nucleus
Molecular function (GO): chromatin binding
Source: RefSeq, marked provisional
CGCUGCAAGCUCUAAGACCCUAGGUAUCCGAGAACCUUUAGGGGACAAGGAGAGCGCCUCCUUGUCCCGCCCCUUAGCCGGUUCAGCUCACACCACCAUGGCUCCUGUGUCGGGCUCGCGUAGCCCUGUACGGGAGGCCUCCGGGGGAAAGCGUCGCAGUUCGUCGAGGAGCCCCAAAUCCAUCAAAUCUUCCCGCUCCCCGCGAUGUCGCCGGUCUCGCUCGCGCUCUUGUUCUCGGUUCGGUGACCGGAAUGGCCUCAGCCAUUCGCUGAGUGGCUUCAGCCAAAGCUCUCGAAACCAAUCUUAUCGCUCCCGCUCUCGAUCGCGUUCUCGAGAACGGCCUUCUGCACAGCGGAGUGCCCCGUUCGCGUCUUCAUCCUCGUCCGCCUAUUAUGGCGGCUACUCGCGUCCCUACGGGGGUGACAAGCCAUGGCCUAGCCUGCUGGACAAGGAAAGGGAGGAGAGUCUGCGGCAGAAGAGAUUAAGUGAAAGAGAGAGGAUUGGAGAAUUGGGAGCUCCUGAAGUUUGGGGACUUUCCCCAAAGAAUCCUGAACCAGACUCUGAUGAACAUACACCAGUAGAGGAUGAAGAACCAAAGAAAAGCACUACUUCAGCAUCUAGUUCGGAAGAUGAUAAGAAGAAGAAAAGGAAAUCUAGUCGUUCAAAAGAAAGAGCCAAGAAAAAGAGAAAGAAAAAGUCAUCUAAAAGAAAACAUAAGAAGUAUUCUGAAGAUAGCGACAGUGACUCAGAGUCUGACACCGACUCUAGUGAUGAAGAUUCAAAAAGAAGAGCAAAGAAAGCUAAGAAAAAGGAAAAGAAGAAGAAACGAAGAGGGAAGAAAUACAAGAAAAAGAAGUCUAAGAAAAACAGAAAGGAGUCCAGUGAUUCAAGCUCUAAAGAGUCCCAAGAAGAAUUUCUAGAGAAUCCGUGGAAGGAUCGAUCAAAGACAGAAGAACCAUCAGAUCUGAUUGGCCCAGAGGCUCCCAAAACACUUGCCUCCCAAGAUGAUAAGCCCUUGAACUAUGGCCACGCCCUGUUACCUGGUGAAGGUGCAGCUAUGGCUGAAUAUGUAAAAGCUGGCAAGCGUAUCCCGAGAAGAGGUGAAAUCGGCUUAACAAGUGAAGAGAUCGCAUCAUUCGAAUGUUCCGGUUAUGUAAUGAGCGGCAGCAGGCAUCGCCGAAUGGAGGCUGUCCGACUUCGGAAAGAGAACCAGAUCUACAGUGCCGAUGAGAAGAGAGCCCUUGCCUCCUUUAACCAAGAAGAAAGACGGAAGAGGGAGAACAAGAUUCUGGCCAGCUUUCGCGAGAUGGUGUACAGAAAGACCAAAGGGAAGGAUGACAAGUGAGGGCUCUCUGACUUUGCAAGUGGACAUUUUAACAUCAAAAAGGAAAUGUGGGUUCUAGACAUAAAUACAAAAAGCUUAUUGUUU